UGUUGUUUUAUGGAGGGGUUGAUGUGGUCCAGAUUGUUGCUGCCAACUGAGACUGUCUCACUUCACCUCCAAGCUUCUCGUCAUUCAAAACAAACGGCCGCCGACAGUUACACAGAAUCCAGUCUGCUCCCGGGACAGCGCAGAUUAACCUCUCAGACCCCUCGGACUCUGAACAUCUAAGACGUCUCUCCAUCUGAAGCAGCAGCCCCUGUAGAGCAGAGCAGCUGGAAGUCUCUACUCUCAUUUCAAGAAGAGGAGAAGGAGGAGAUCACGUCUGGAUACAUAGAGAAGAAGAGCAGAGGGGAGGCUCAUCCGGGUUUUCGGGAUCUUUCGGAAGAACGUGAGCAGCUCCACUAUGAGGAGUGUGACCGUCAUCACUCUCCAUUUAGCAGUCACAGUUCUUCUGUGUCUCUGCGGUGACGUGAGCUGCCUGGAAAUCACGCCACAUGACGGCCAGCUCGUCCUGACUGCGGGCUCUUCUCUCACGCUCACCUGCAGGGGCUCAGGGGAGACCACCUGGGAGUUCAAGAGGGAUGAUGUUCCUUAUUUCCAGGUGGAACAGGGGCAAAGUGGAGUGCAGAGCCACCAAAUUGUGCCAAAUGGCAUCCGAUCCAGUGUUUUGAACCUGUGGAACGUAAGCUGGAAGCACACUGGGGUGUAUCAGUGCAUUGAUCGGCACACUGGAGAAAAGAAGGAGGUGGAUGUGUUUGUCCCAGACCCCCAGGUAUGGUUUGUUGAAAGCGCUCACGGCAUGCUGACCAAGACCAGUGAGCUGACCACCAUCCCAUGUGUGGUCAGCGAUCCCAAGAUCAACGUCUCCCUCUACGAGAAGGAAACUGACCUCCCAAUCAAGGGCCGCUAUGUCCCCAGUGAGGGGUACACUGCAGCCCUAGAGGACAGAACGUACGUGUGUCGCGGAAAGAUGAACGGCGAGGUCAAAGAGUCCCAGGCUUUCUACGUUAUCAGUAUCUUCGUCCCGGAGGCCAUCGACGCCUACGUCAACGCGUCAAAGACGGUGCUGAAACUAGGCGAGCCGCUGACGGUCAACUGCACCGUGCACGGAGCCGAGCUGGUCUUUUUUAAGUGGGACGUCCCCAACAAGGAGGCUAAUGAUGUGGAACCACUAACUGACGUUCUGUCAGCCAUGAACAUGAGAUCCUGCCUCAUCUUCCCUCAAACUAGGCUGGCCCACAGCGGAAACUAUGUGUGCCAUGUUCACGAGGGUGUCCAGGACCAGACGGCCUCCGCCAGUGUCAACAUCACAGUCCUCGAACGAGGCUUUGUGGCCUUACGACCGGCUGAGAAUCGUCACAUUUCGGCCCGGCUGCAGGAGAACGUUGAGCUGAAGGUGGAGGUGGAGGCUUACCCUCCCCCUCAGGUUAGCUGGAGCAAAGACGGCACUGCCAUCAAAGGAGACAAAAUCAUCAUGUACAGACAGGAGCAUGAGAUCAGAUAUGUCAGCAUCCUCACGUUGGUGCGGGUGAGGCCAGAGCAGAGGGGGCUCUACACUGCCCGGGUCACCAAUGGAGAUGACUCCAAGGAAGUCACUUUUGACCUGGAAGUCCAAGUUCCCUCUCAGAUAAAAGAUCUGACUGACCUCCACCUUCCUGGGAAGAGACACCUUGUGACCUGUUUAGCUGAGGGGGUCCCGACCCCGACCAUACAGUGGUACAGCUGUGACAGCAUGCUCAAGUGCGACAACAAGACUACAAUAUGGCAACCGCUGGCACCAGAAACAGAAGUGCUGAGCAUUCAGACCAACGUCACUCACAGCGAGAGCCGUAAAACCAGUCAGGUGUGGAGCCGUCUGACCUUCCACAAGCCGCAGCAGGUCACAGUUCGUUGUGAAACCAGCAACCAGGCAGGGAAGGUGGACAGAAGAGACGUCAAACUGGUAUCCAGCACUCUCUUCUCCCAGGUGGCAAUAUUGGCAGCAGUCCUUGCCUUGGUGGUCAUCAUCAUCCUGUCCAUCAUCAUUCUCAUCGCCGUGUGGAGGAAGAAACCUCGCUACGAGAUUCGCUGGAAGGUGAUUGAGUCUGUGAGCCAGGAUGGUCAUGAGUACAUCUAUGUGGACCCCAUCCACUUGCCCUAUGACCUCACCUGGGAGAUGCCCAGAGACAACCUGGUGCUGGGUCGCACACUUGGAUCGGGAGCUUUUGGCAGGGUGGUUGAAGCCACUGCCUAUGGUCUCGCUCAUUCUCAGUCCAGCACAAAAGUGGCCGUGAAAAUGCUGAAAUCAACAGCCAGAAGGAGUGAGACUCAAGCCCUGAUGUCGGAGCUGAAAAUUAUGAGUCACCUUGGUCCCCAUCUCAACGUUGUCAACUUACUGGGAGCCUGCACCAAGCAUGGUCCUCUGUACCUGGUGACUGAGUACUGUCGCUAUGGCGACUUGGUGGACUACUUGCACAGAAACAAGCACACCUUCUUGCAGUAUUUUGCAGAGAAGAACCAAGAAGAAGACUACCUGAUCUCGAGGGGAAACAGUCCACUCAGUCAAGGGAAAGGCUACGUGUCAUUUGGAAGCGAGAGCGAUGGAGGUUACAUGGACAUGAGCAAAGACGAGCCUUCCAUCUACGUUCCCAUGCAGGAGCAGAUGGACUCUGUCAAGUAUGCCGACAUCCAGCCAUCUCCGUAUGAGUCCACCUACCAGCAAGACCUCUACCAGGAACAAGUUGGCAGCAGACUAGACCUGGUCAUCAGCGACUCGUCCACACUCACCUAUGAUGACCUGCUGGGUUUCAGCUUCCAAGUGGCUAAGGGCAUGGAGUUCCUGGCUUCCAAGAAUUGUGUUCAUCGUGACCUCGCCGCCAGGAAUGUAUUGAUCUGUGAGGGCAAACUGGUGAAGAUCUGUGACUUUGGACUGGCCAGAGACAUCAUGCAUGACUCCAACUACAUCUCCAAAGGCAGCACCUUCCUGCCCCUCAAGUGGAUGGCACCAGAAAGUAUUUUCCACAAUCUCUACACAACAUUGAGCGAUGUGUGGUCUUACGGCAUUCUUCUCUGGGAGAUUUUCACACUGGGAGGAACCCCAUACCCCGACCUGCCUAUGAAUGAGAUGUUCUACAGCGCCCUGAAGAGAGGCUACAGAAUGGCCAAACCUGCUCACGCCUCUGAUGAAGUCUAUGAGAUCAUGAAAAAGUGCUGGGACGAGAAGUUUGAGAAGAGACCCGAGUUCUCCUUCCUCGUUCAUUGCAUGGGCAACAUGCUGACUGAAAGCUACAAAAAGAGAUACAGCCAAGUCAGUGACAACUUCCUGAAGAGUGACCACCCAGCUGUGGCUCGCACAAAGCCACGCCUCACCUCCCCUUUUGCAGAAGCCAACUCCACGUUAAGCCCCUCCUCACCCUUCACCGUUUCCCAUCCUCCGGAGCCUCGCGGUUGGCACUCAAACUCGCAGGAGGCCGUGCCUUCGUACAACGACUACAUCAUACCCAUCCCGGACCCCAAGCCGGAAGAUGCUUUCGCUGACAUGGGGUCGGAAAGCCCAGCGAGCUCUGUAGCUCUGGAGGAGGAGACGGACUCGGUGUCUCAGGACACGGCCGAUACGCUUCCGGAGGACCGUCUAGAAGGGACCAGCGAGAGAGAUGCUCUGCUGGGCUUCUCGGGGACGCCUGAGGUAGAGGACAGCUUUCUGUAGUCGCAUUCAGGAAUCCUGGAAAAAGGGCAGGGGGACUUUUUCCUCCUAUUAUUAAACAGGCUGUAAAAAGGGAACGUGACUAAAGUAGAAUGUAGCAUCAUGGAGACUAAAAGGAGCUUUGUAUUUCCACUAAGCACUCGAGACGUUUUGAUCUUAGUCUGUAUCUAUUUUUUCAUUAUCACUCUUAAUACCUCUGAGUCCAGAGAGUCAGUAAUCAGCAUGCUUUUGUCAUUCUUAGAACGCCGCCACUGCACAGAUACGAUACAUUCUUUGCAAUAUUCCAUGGUACUGCCUGUAAUUACUGAAUUAUUUGUGACCUAUUAGCCAUGUCAAUGUUUUCACUAUAUUUGUUAGAAAGAUGAAUAUUCAUGUUGCAUACAAAUACUAUUUGAUAACCAUAGCUUAUCUAAAGAAACAAACAUAUUAGAAAAUGUUGAAAAUGCACGGUGAAAUGCAGAAUGAUUUUCUAUGCACUGUUUUGAUAUUUUAUAAUAAUCGGUGGUUCUAGUUAAAGAAGCUAAUGAGAACACUAUGAAAUAUUGUUGUCCUUUUGAAUGAUUUUCACAUUAUGUGUGUGUAUAUGCCUUCAUUCAUAGUUCUGUGCCAGAUUUGCACUUUAUGUUGGAAAUGUAUGUACUAUAUUCAUGAUCAAGGUACAUUUGAAAUAGUUGUACUACGUUCAUCUUGUUUUUCCUUUUUAAUUACUUCACUGGUUCUUUUAUAUCAAACAAAUUAUUUUAGGUGUGUUUACCUGACAUGUUUCGGCGGGUUCUUCCGCCUUCAUCAGAGUGUCACUGAUGUGGUUGUGACGCGUCUUUAUCAGCUGAUGGAUGAAGGCGUGGCUCACCUGUCAGAUUUGACAGUACAUUUGAAAUGUUCAUUCUUUUAAAAGAAGUUUAACCUGUAUAUCCUCGCUGGCAUUUGGUAAUGUUUAAGAAACUUUAUGACAAUGAACACCACAAUGGAAAACUAACAAAAUGGCAAACCGUAUAGAAAAAAAUUCAUGGACAAAUGUAUUGAGACAUGCGUCUUGGUUUUACACCUACAUCUUGAAUUUUCAGGAAACCAAAAUUGACAAAAACAUAGCUCAUAAAGCCUGCUUGGAUCAAACUUGGUGUGGAAGAUUUUAACUUCCUGUAUUGUACAUAAACAGUGAAGAAGGCAGGAAUACAAAUAUUGAUAUAAAAAAGGGGGGGGGAACACUAUAGAGACAGGCGAAAGAGAUUUAGGCGUCCGCCUGCCAGUGAGGAUGUGCGGUUGUUACACCGAGGAGAAGAAUAAAAACAGCGUAUCACUGCCUUUGCACAAAAAGAAACAAAACAGUGCCUUUGUUUUGUACAGUCUAUUCACUGUACAUAUUAUUGCUCAUUAUAAAGGGCUACUGUGCGCUAACGUCCUGUUCCCACCACUUUGUCCACCGUGUCCGACAACCACAAGCUAUGCUACCAAAGCUCUAUGUAACAUGACAAUAAAUGUGUCAGCAUACACUCUCUCA
Molecule: messenger RNA, 5132 nt
Organism: Syngnathus typhle (broad-nosed pipefish)
Lineage: Eukaryota; Metazoa; Chordata; Actinopteri; Syngnathiformes; Syngnathidae
Gene: pdgfrb
Product: platelet-derived growth factor receptor, beta polypeptide
Exons: 24
Coding region: 356-3637 (1093 amino acids)
Biological process (GO): cell chemotaxis; angiogenesis; positive regulation of smooth muscle cell migration
Cellular component (GO): signaling receptor complex
Molecular function (GO): platelet-derived growth factor binding; platelet-derived growth factor beta-receptor activity; ATP binding
Source: RefSeq, a predicted model, not a curated record